AUGGUCAAAGCUGCAGCGGACGUCAAGAAGGCGACGAAGCAGACAACGCUCGCCGCGUUCUUUGGCGCGCCGAAACCCAAGCCGGCCGCACCUUCCCCAGCUACCCAGGCUACGCCCAAGGCCACACCAAAGGUGAAGACGACCCCAGCUAGCAAGCCCAAGACGCCAAAGGCUGCCCCUACUCCCGCAGCUGCCUCAACAUCGCCCCCGUCUUCAUCGCUCCGCACGCCACCGAGCGACCCCAUUGAGCCCGAGGAAGUCAGCGCCAAUGUGCAGAUCGCACGUAAGCCGCAGCCGGAGCGCUCGGCCAGUCUGAGCCCGCCACCCGAGAUUGUCUCCAAGCCGCGAUCAAAGCCCAAGGCGCCGCCGUCGCCAGCGGCGGAGGCGAUGGACGUCGAUGAGGAGGAAGAGGAGGUGUUCGUCCCCGGUCGCCGCAAAAGGAAGGCCGUUAAGUACGUCCAGUCCGACAACGAUGUGUCCGAGGCCGGCGUCACGUCCGAGGAGCCUUCCUCGCCAUCUGUGGCGAGUGUCGUGUCCGAGGCGUCUCCUGUCAAGAAGCCAAAGAAGGCUGCUCCCAAGAAGGCACCCCUCAAGGCUUCCCCGUCUCUGUCCCGGCCGCCACUGUCGCAUGCGUCGAGCAGCGGCGCCGCGGACAUGUUCCUGACUGCCGCCGAGCGGAAGAAGAUUCAGGCAAAGGGCGACAAGCGCAACGCCGAGACCUGCUUCGAGUUCCUGGUCGACAUCAAGGACAAGGAGGGCAACCGCCCUGGCGACCCGGAGUACGACCCGCGUACAAUCUACAUUCCGAAGAAAUCAUGGGGGUCGUUCACGCCCUUCGAGAGGCAGUUCUGGGAGAUCAAGCAGAAUCACUACGACACCGUACUCUUCUUCCAGAAGGGCAAGUUCUACGAGCUGUACGAGAACGACGCAGCCAUCGGACACCAGGAGUUCGACCUGAAGCUCACCGACCGCGUCAAGAUGAAGAUGGUCGGUGUGCCGGAGCAAAGCUUUGAGUUCUGGGCGGCCAAGUUCCUCGCUGCGGGAUACAAGGUCGGCAAGGUUGAGCAGGCCGAGACGGCGAUCGGCAUGGAGAUGCGUACGACCAAGGGUGGCGGCGCCAAGGAGAUUGUUCGCCGCGAGCUCGCGCAAGUUUUCACCAACGGCACCAUCGUUGACGGCACGUACCUGACAACUGACGAGGCAAAUCACUGUGUCUCGAUCAAAGAGUCCUCGCUUGGACCCAACUUGCCGUCAUCCUUCGGCAUCUGCGUCAUGGACGCGUCGACUGGGUCCUUCAGCCUGACAGCGUUCGAGGACGACAUUUGUUGCACCCGUCUGGAGACGAUGUUCCGCCAGAUUCGUCCCAAGGAGCUCGUUUUCGCCAAGGGCAAUCUCUCCGUCGUCACGAUGCGCUUGCUGCGCAACAUUCUUCCCCCAAGCACGCUCUGGCAGUCGUUCAAGGAGGGCAAGGAGUUCUUGGACGUCGACGACACCAUCGCAGCUCUCAAGGAAUACUUUCCUGAGGGCGAGCUUCCCGCGGCGAUUACCGCCAUGACCGAGAACCACCUCGCUGUUGAGGCCGUCGGUGGCCUGCUGUACUAUCUGCGCACCCUCAACCUCGACAAGGACCUCAUCUCGCAGAAGAAUUUCAGUGUCUACGACCCCAUCCGCGAUGGCAAGGCGCUUGUCCUCGACGGUCAGACGCUUGGCCACAUGGAAGUUCUGAUGAACAACGAGGGCAGUGAAGAGGGAACGCUGCUGAGCCUCCUUCAGCAGUGCCACUCUCCGUUCGGCAAGCGUCUGUUCAGGUACUGGCUGACUGCCCCCCUGCGCGAUGCCGCGGCCAUCAAUGCGCGCCUCGACGCCGUUGACGACCUGAUGCACGCGCCGAGCUUCAUGUCCCAGUUCAAGGAGCUCUGCAAGGGCAUGCCGGACCUCGAGCGUCUUGUCUCGCGCAUUCACGCCGGAUCCAUUCGCCAGCUCGACUUUGUCAACGUCAUGAACCAUUUCCGUCGCAUCCAGUCGAGCGUGAACCGGCUCUUGGAGAUCGCCGAAGGCUUCGAGUCGUCGUCUGUCGCGGGCCUGCUGCGCAGUGCUCCGGACCUUGGACCGCACCUUCAGCAUAUCCAGAACAUGUUCACCCAGGUCACGGAUGAGAAGACCAUUGCGAUCCUGCCCACCGAGGGUGCCGACGAGGCGUGCGAUGAGGCUGACGCUGCCGUCGCCGAGAUCGAGGAGGAGCUCAAUGCUGCCAUGGAGCAAACACGCCAGGAACUGAAGCUGAAGACGGGCGAGAUCCGGUUCUGGCACUCUGCCCAGGGCAACAAGGAGAUCUUCCACCUCGAGAUCCCGGCCAAGACGAAAGUGCCACCCAAGUGGACCAAGUGCGGUAGCUUGAAGCAGGUGGCUAGGUACAUCACGCCCGUCACGCAACCUCUUAUCCGCCUGAUGCAGGAGGCGCGCGAGACGCAGUCGAUCGCGAAGAAGAACUUCUUCAGGCACCUCCUGUCCGAGUUUGACAAGGAUCGCGAUGUGUGGCUCAAGAUGGUCAAGGUGAUUGCCGAGCUGGACUGCCUGAACUCGCUUGCUCGCGCCUCGUUCAACCUCGACGCGCCCAAGUGCCGCCCUACCUUUGUCGAGUCGGACCAAGCCUUCAUCGACUUUGAGGACUUGCGUCACCCCAGCAUGUGCCUGAAGCGCGACUUCAUUGCGAACAACGUGCAGCUGGGUGGCGAGGUGCCUCGCACGACGCUCCUGACCGGCCCGAACAUGGCGGGCAAGUCAACGCUGCUGCGCAUGACGGCGGCAGCCGUGAUCAUGGCGCAGAUGGGCUGCUACGUGCCUGCUGCGUCUGCUCGGCUGAGCCCCCUCGACAAGAUCCAGACGCGUAUGGGUGCGUACGACAACAUGUUCGCCUCAGCAAGUACGUUCAAGGUCGAGCUGGACGAGUGCAGCAAGAUCCUCCGCGAGGCUGGUCCUCGCUCUCUUGUCAUUCUUGACGAGCUCGGCCGUGGCACGUCCACGUACGACGGCAUGGCGAUCGCUGGGGCGGUCCUUCACCACCUCUCGACGCACACACUGCCGCUUGGAUUCUUUGCGACGCAUUACGGCUCGCUGACGGACGACUUUGCAUACCACCCCAACAUUCGCAACAUGCACAUGGCAGUGCACGUUGACGACACUGCCGGUGUCGUGUUCCUUUACAAGCUGAUCAAGGGCCACGCCGAGUCGUCCCACGGCACGCACGUCGCAAAGCUCGCUGGCGUUCCAGACGCCGUCGUGGCGCGUGCGGACGAGGUGUCGGGCGAGUUCUUUGAGCAAUUCCAGCAAAAGCUGGAGAGCCGCAGGCAGUCGUCGCUCAGCAUCCCGGCGCAGGCUGACUUUGCGUGGCUCGUUCACCUCGCUCAGGGCAAAGAGGAGGCGACGACGGCGACGGUCGCGGAGCAGCUGGACGUGGUCAGGAAGGCGGUCGCGGCGUAUGUGUAA
Trichosporon asahii var. asahii CBS 2479 is the source of this 3486-nucleotide messenger RNA. Its product is annotated as DNA mismatch repair-related protein. Lineage: Eukaryota; Fungi; Basidiomycota; Tremellomycetes; Trichosporonales; Trichosporonaceae. The record is from RefSeq and is a predicted model, not a curated record. The coding region runs from base 1 to 3486 and encodes 1161 amino acids. Gene Ontology annotation, cellular component: nucleus; MutSalpha complex. The transcript has 3 exons. Gene Ontology annotation, molecular function: ATP binding; ATP-dependent DNA damage sensor activity; mismatched DNA binding. Gene Ontology annotation, biological process: mismatch repair.